AUGGGGGACGCGCUGUGGGUGCGCACGCAGCUGCUGUUCGCCGACUACCUGGAGUUCUGCGCGCGGGAGCCCGCUGCCGUGCUCCACCAGGCACCCGGACACCGCAGCUGUGGGCUGGGCGACCCGGAUGGCUUCUGCCUCUCCUUCGGGGGCCCCCUGCCGCUCUCCUACUGGAAAGCACGCCUGGUCCAGACUUUUCUGUCCUGCGUUCUAGCAACCGUCCUCAUCUACCUUUGGACGCGAGUCUACCGCUUCCUGUAG
Messenger RNA from Octodon degus (degu), 261 nucleotides. It is a transcript of the gene Bcl2l10, whose product is annotated as BCL2 like 10. The transcript has 3 exons. The record is from RefSeq and is a predicted model, not a curated record. Lineage: Eukaryota; Metazoa; Chordata; Mammalia; Rodentia; Octodontidae. Bases 1 to 261 code for a protein of 86 amino acids.